This is a messenger RNA of Arachis ipaensis, 1121 nucleotides long. Its product is annotated as Histone superfamily protein. Gene Ontology annotation, molecular function: structural constituent of chromatin; protein heterodimerization activity; DNA binding. Gene Ontology annotation, cellular component: nucleosome. The record is from RefSeq and is a predicted model, not a curated record. Lineage: Eukaryota; Viridiplantae; Streptophyta; Magnoliopsida; Fabales; Fabaceae.
ACUUACCAUUCACUUUUUAACCCCACGUAUCUACAUGCUUCAUGACCACUUGACACGUGGCCAUCCACACGUCAACUUUUAGAAAACCCAUCUUAGGUUUGGCUGGUUAUAUAAGAUAAAACAAAAAGUGAAAAAAUACAUACUCCAUUAACCUUCAUAGUUUGUCUAUCAACAUCUGCAAAGAAGCUUGAAAGGGAAGGGAAGAAUGGGUCCAAAGCGUGGUCAGAAGGUGGUGGUCAAAUCCACCAGGAAAGUUGUGCAAGAAAGUGUUCAAGUUUCGAUUGUGGGUAGCAGCAGCAAAAGAACAAGAAGAGGGAACAACAAAGAUAUUCAGACAGGUGACGAGGUUGUAGGAGAAGAAAAUGUGAGGAUUAUUCCAGUUCAAGAAGGGACUCCUCAACCCAAAGAUGCAAGCACCACCACCACUGUCACUACUCAACAAGACGACCAAGGAGAACAAGAACAUAAUGCUGAAACACAAGAACAAAAUAUUGACACUACUGCCACAGCUGUUUCUCAUAAAGAAGAACCCAAAGAGCCAUCAUCUAAAGAGGAUGAUGAAAAGAAAGCUAAGACCCAUGAAAGGAAUGAUGGUAAAGGGAAGAAGAAGAGAAGAAAGAGGUCAAGUGGAGAAGGAUAUAAGAGAUAUGUGUACAUGGUGUUGAAGCAGGUACACCCUGACAUGGGAAUUUCUUCACAGGCCAUGACUGUUCUGAAUAACUUGAUGGGUGACAUGUUUGAAAGGCUAGCUGAUGAGGCUUCCAAGCUAAAAACAUACACAGGGCACAUGACAUUGUCAUCAAGGGAGAUUCAAGGGGCAGUGAAGCUGGUUCUGCCUGGGGAGCUUGGAAAACAUGCCAUUGCUGAAGGGGCCAAAGCUGUCACCAACUAUAUAUCCCAUGAUGCCUGAUAUAGGCCAUAAGUUGAAGCUUUCUUCUCUGUGUGAACUUGUUGUAUAGUCAAGUGUAUGUGUACUGUGUGUAUUUUCUUUUGUUUUUGCAUGUUUUAGGAGUAGAUGUGAACAAUAUGCUUUCCUUUUAUGUUGGAAACUGUGUCACCGCUUUAAGAUUGUAAAAAUCUAACUGCUUACUAUCAUGAGAGUGUACUACAUUUUAAAGUUC